UAAAUGAUAGUUUGAUGGGUACGGUAGCGGCGUGGGGCGCGCAGACAAAGCAAUCGCCGAGGGAGCGAAAAGAGAAGAUGUGACCUUUGACCCCGCGCCCUUUGACCCGUCCCGCCUGUGUGCAGAGGCCGCGCGGCCCAGUAAGCCAAUCGUCACCUCCUUCUCGGAGCGCGGGCAGAGCGUGCACAUCGUUUCGGGUCUGUUACGGACUUAAAAAUGCGUUACGUGGCCGCUUACCUGCUUGCUGUCCUGGGUGGCAACAACAACCCUACAGCCAAGAACAUCAAGAAGAUCCUCGACAGCGUUGGUAUCGAUGCAGAUGACGAACGUGUCAACAAGGUCAUCAGUGAACUGGGUGGCAAAGAUGUUGAUGAUGUUGUCAAUUCAGGCCUCUCCAAGUUAGCCUGUGUUCCAGCAGACAGUGCUCUUGCUCCUGCCACUGCUGCAUCUCCGGCUGCUGGUGAAGGCGCACCUGCAGAAGAGAAAAAAGAGGAAGAGAAGAAGGAAGAAUCCGAGGAGUCUGACGAGGACAUGGGAUUUGGGCUCUUUGAUUAACCACCUUGCUCUGGAAAAACAAUAAAAAUAGCAAAACU
Molecule: messenger RNA, 593 nt
Organism: Chelonoidis abingdonii (Abingdon island giant tortoise)
Lineage: Eukaryota; Metazoa; Chordata; Testudines; Testudinidae
Product: large ribosomal subunit protein P2-like
Biological process (GO): cytoplasmic translational elongation
Cellular component (GO): ribosome; cytosolic large ribosomal subunit
Molecular function (GO): structural constituent of ribosome
Source: RefSeq, a predicted model, not a curated record